GCCAAUCGGCGCGCAUGACGUCGCGGGCGGCCGAGGAGCCGGGCUGCCGCUGCCCGCCGCUCUCAUCCUGCUUCCCCCGCUCGGAGGAGAUGGAGGCGGCGGCGGCGGCGGCGGCGGAGGAGGAGGCGGCUGCGCGGCUCCGGCUGCACCUGGUCACCUGGAACGUGGGCACCGCGCAGCCCCCCGGGGAGGUGGCCGCCCUCCUCGGCCUCGGCGCCCCGGAGCCGCCCGUGGACCUCUACGCCAUCGGCUUACAGGAGGUGAACUGCCGGAUCCUGAGCUUCAUCUCCGACCUGGCCUUCGAGGACCCCUGGACGGCCUCCCUGACGGCAGCGCUCGCCCCGCUGGGCUACGUCCGGGUGUCUUCCAUCCGCAUGCAGGGCAUCCUCCUGCUCCUCUUCUCCAAGCAAGCCCACCUGCCCUUCAUCCGGGGUGUGCGGAGCCAGUUUACCCGCACCGGCCUGCACGGCUACUGGGGCAACAAGGGAGGGGUCUCCAUCCGCCUGUCCCUCUACGGCCACUCGGUCUGCUUCCUGAACUGCCACCUGCCGGCCCACCAGGAGAACGCCAAGCAGCGCCUGGACGACUUUGAGCACAUCCUGGAGAUGCAGCAGUUCGAAGAGAAGGCCUUCCCCUCCGCCCUGGACCACGAGCUCCUCUUCUGGUUUGGCGAUCUGAACUUCCGGAUCGAGGACUAUGGGCUGCACUUUAUCCGAGAAUCGAUCAGCAGCAGUCGCUUCAAUCUCCUCUGGGAGAAGGACCAGUUAAACAUGGCCAAGAAGAAGAAGUUCUUCCUCCAGGAGUUCUCGGAAGGUCCCCUGAAGUUCAAACCCACCUACAAGUUUGACCUGCACUCGGAUGAAUACGACACCAGUGAGAAGAAACGGAAGCCCGCCUGGACCGAUCGGAUCCUGUGGAGAGUGAAAUGUCUUCCGUGCUCCAAGCCGAAGGAGGUGCCCAGGGAGGGAGGGGUUUCCCUGUCCCUGGGCAGCUACACCAGCCACAUGGACUACAACAUCAGUGAUCACAAGCCGGUCACUGGCACCUUUGAGCUAAAGGUGCAGCCCCUGCAGGAGGAGCCCCUAGUGGUGCUCUGCCCGGUGGGCACCUGGAGUGCUGGGCAGGACGCCACGGUCAGCUACGUCACCGCUCCAGAAUUUGCCAGCAGCGCCUGGGACUGGAUUGGCCUCUACAGGGUGUCCUUCCGACAUGUGAACAACUACGUCACCUACGUCUGGGUGCAGGACAAUGAGAUUUCCGCCGAGGACGGGGCCAAGCAGGUUUAUCUCGGGGCCGAGGGCCUCCCCAACGCGGGGGGAGAAUUCCUCCUGGGGUACUACAGCAACGCGCUGCGGUCCCUUGUGGGCCUUAGCCAGCUGGUCCAGGUCCAGCCAAGCCCGAAGUCAGCUGAGCAGCAGGCGGGCUGGUCUGGGUCCAGCAGCGCAGAACGCCUUCCUUGCGAGAGGCCGCCCUGUGACUUCUGAGCCUCCUUCGGCACCCCCAUGUGCAUUGUGGGGCACCCCGGCUUCAGCCUCCGGAGCAGCGUGGCUCAUCUUGCCGCACCUCUGGAGGGCCCUGCCUCCCUUUGGCAGAAAAGAGCCGGGACAGAGCCAGUUUCCCAGCAGGGGCGACGGUUUCCUUCUGCCCCGGCUGACGGCUGCCGCCCCGUUUUCCAAGUGCCUCUUAGGAUCUGUGCGCUUCACUGCAACGUUAAGGAGUCGCUGCUGGCACUUAUUUGAAACCUGGGAUUGUAGGACUUUUAUGAAAUUGUAAAGCUUUUAGAACUGAAAUACAUUUUAUUGUAGAAAAUGGGGAGGCUGUUAUUCUUUGACCAUUUGUCUCGAAAUGGGCCCCGCACCUUCCUCCAAAGCCUGGAUGCAGGCAGGAGGGCCCGACCCAGGGGCAGCUUAGGGGGCACCUUAGGCUUUGGAGCCAGGCGCAGGGGGGUCUCGUCCUGCUGCAGCCCUCUGGCUCCUUGGGCAUUUGGGCUUUUCAGUUGGGGCUUUUCUGAGAGCUGCAGCUCAAGUGGUAACACACCGAGAUCUCUCUCCCAGGCCCUGCGGCUGAGCCAAGAAUUGCCUGUCCUCUCUCUGGGCAUCUUCUUCUUCCUGCUGCUAAGUGCAGCCCCUUCCUUUUCUCACCCCUGGGGUGCGUCUCAGUGGGUUGGGCCCCAUGCUCAAGACUGUGUGGAGAGUCUCAGUGGGUUGGGCCCCAUGCUCAAGACUGUGUGGAGAGUCUCAGUGGGUUGGGCCCCAUGCUCAAGACUGUGUGGAGAUGCUUCUGAAUUUUCAGCCUCUUCUUCCAAAGUGUUAGCAAUCCCCCCCCCCCAACCUACUGUUUUCUGCAAACCUGAUGAGUUUCCCCUCCUGUCCCCUCAGCUGAAACAUGAAGGUGUUGAAGAGAACCGGCCCAAGACAGAAACCCCACUGCGCACUUCCCUCCAUGUAGACUCAGCUCCUCGGAGAACCACACGCUGAGUGCAGUUGUUCGGCCACUGACCCACCCAUGGUGGUGAUGCCAUCCGUCCCCUGUUGCUCCCUCUUACCAAGAAGUCGGCUGCAUUCUGCUCUGUCAAAUGCCCUGCUGGAGUCCCAGUGUAGGAUAUUCACAGCAUUCGCCUGAUCUGCCAAUUUAGUCACUUCACUUCAAAGAAAGCAGUAACGCUUCUUUGGCCUAUGAGCUGCUUUUAACAAACGCUUGCCGGCUCCCAGGAAUCUCGCCUCCUUCAUUUCUGAGUGCUGGAUUGCGUUUUCCAGAUUUUCCCAGGUGUUGAUGUCAGGCUUUUUGGCCUGUGGUUUCCUAGAUCUCCUCCUUGCCCUUUUUGGAGGUUGGGGCCACAUCAGCUCUUUUCUGCCCCCUCUGGGGCUCUGGGAGAUUCGGUCCAGUGGUUCUGAAAUCACAUCUGCCGGCUCCUUCAAAAGCCUGAAAUGGAAACCCUUGCCAGAAGCAGACAGCCGCUCUCUCUCUCGCUAAAUCCUCCCCUGUCUCUUUCUGUCUCCCACGGUGAUGCUUUUGAUAGGUUGGACUGCUUCCCCCCCCCCCCUUUGUGUAAAAACAGAUGUAAAGUCCGAAAUUAAGUAGUUCUUCUUUUUUCUUGUCACCUGUCAUCUUCACCCACUAAGUGGACCAAUCAUUUCAUUGACUUUCCUCUUGGUGCUCAUAUGUUGAAAAAAAAGCUUAUUUUUGGCAUUUGUUCCUCUUUCGGAGUCUUAACGUUCUUUUUUACUCCUCACUUUCUUUCUUUUUUAUUGAAGAAUUUAAAAAACAAGCUUUUACAAAUAUUUGCUUCCCUCCCCUCCAAACCCUCCUCAACCUUCCCCCCCCCCCGACUUCCCAGAACCAAUACAAGGUAUAAAUCUUUAACAAAAACAUGC
Thamnophis elegans (Western terrestrial garter snake) is the source of this 3374-nucleotide messenger RNA. RefSeq names its product inositol polyphosphate-5-phosphatase K (gene INPP5K). Gene Ontology annotation, biological process: negative regulation of glycogen biosynthetic process; phosphatidylinositol dephosphorylation; negative regulation of phosphatidylinositol 3-kinase/protein kinase B signal transduction. The record is from RefSeq and is a predicted model, not a curated record. Gene Ontology annotation, cellular component: endoplasmic reticulum; plasma membrane; ruffle. The transcript is spliced from 12 exons. Bases 15 to 1484 code for a protein of 489 amino acids. NCBI's taxonomy places the organism in Eukaryota, Metazoa, Chordata, Lepidosauria, Squamata, Natricidae. Gene Ontology annotation, molecular function: phosphatidylinositol-3,4,5-trisphosphate 5-phosphatase activity; inositol bisphosphate phosphatase activity; phosphatidylinositol-4,5-bisphosphate 5-phosphatase activity.